UGCGCAUUUGGGCGCAGCCGCGCGCGUGUGCGAGGAGAAGGCGACAGGAACAGGCCACAAGCUGGAGCCGUGUGGGGCCGAUAGGCAGAAAAACAGCCAGUGCAGCGCUGCGUCCUCGGGGUGCACGUCCCAUCUGCCGCGCGGUGCCAGGGACUUGCCUGCGCCCAGACGUGGGGCUCCCGACCAAGAAGCGAACGGAAAUGCGCACGUCCGGCAACGCGGCGCACGUCCCGCUCCAGGCCUGCCCGCGUUUCUGGACGCCCCCGGCCGGGCGGGGCUGCAGCGCGACCCUGUUCCCCGAGAGCCCGAAACGGGGCUUUCGACCCCGCGUCCGCCCCACUCGCAUGAACAGAGUGGCGAGCAUGAGCACGGCCCGCGUCCGGUCGGGGGUGGGGGGACGUCCCUAUCCCGCGCCUGGGCGAUUACCGACCCGAGGCCCGGGGGUGGCGGGACGUAGGCCUGGGGCGCCUUCCCCGGGAGUUGCGCGGUCUCUGCGCUCGGGGCCUUGGAGAAACCAGUGGAUGCCAAGUGGCUCCCCGCUUCUCAGAGGGGCCUGUCUCCCCGCACGCGUGGCCCCGCGGGGACCUGAAACCCGCGCGCAUCGGGCGCCCAUGGGGGCGACAAAACAACCCUGUGCCUUCACGGGAGAGAAAAGGGCACAGAGAGGCCUAGGGACCCCUCCAAAGUCACACAGUUGGAGGGAGGCGGUGGAAUUCUAGGCUGGGGGAGGGAGCAGCAGGAGGGCGGUAAACGGGCGUCCGGGCGCCGAGAGGUGGAGAGGAGGGGUCGGGAGCAAGGCCAGGCCGGAAUGAGGGCCUAGGUUGCUCCGGGACCGGAUCUCGCGGGACCCCACCGGCCCGGGGGAGCAGAGGUGCGUCCUUGCAUGCACUGUCCCCCGAGUCCCUCACGUGCAUGAGCCCCUCCCUCAGGAUCGGUCCCAGGGACACCCCAAGCUCCAGCCGCAGAUUUCCCGCUUCUCAGCUUUGCUCCCGCCGGCGAUGGCUCUGAAGGGUCCGCCCAGACGACGCCUCCUCCAGGCAGCCCUCCAGACUCCAUCCUGUGGUCUGGACGAUGCUCCAGGCGCAGCCCCGGGCAAGGGUUGGGCACGCGGAGUCCUGAAGCCACCUCGGUCUCUUUAAAUUAGCGGUUCUCGCAGUCUCGGGGUUUCCAUGACGACGACGUCGGGAGGGGGACCGAAGGGGGGAGUCAGGUCGGAGCGCAUGCGCGGUGCGUGCCGGACGCAGCACGUCUUCCCGAGUCGCCCGCGCAGCUGUCGUGGGGACCCUGAACCGCGGGCGGCCGGCUCCCUCCGCUCGGCCAUGGCACCCCCGCCGCCGUGCCGACCCCCGAGGCCGCCGCGGCUGUUGCUGCUCCUGCUGACCGUAGUGCUGCUGGGCUCCCAGGCCCGCGCCGAGCCCGCCGCCGGCAGCGCGGUCCCCGCGCAGAGCCGCCCGUGCGUGGACUGCCACGCGUUCGAAUUCAUGCAGCGCGCCCUGCAGGACCUGCGGAAGACGGCCUACAGCUUGGACGCGCGGGUGAGAGGGGGGACCGCCAGGACCUCAGGGCUGCGUCCCCAGGCUCCCCGCCCCGACCUGCGGCACAGCGCCCUUAUCUGGCUCUAGUUAUGCGUGGGGCCUUCUGGGCGCAAGUCUCACCUGUGAGCGCCUCCGUCAAAUGCCCAGCACAGUUUCCAGACCCCCUUCUUCCUCAAGGUCUCUCUGAGCACUUUUCCCUGUGACCCUCCCAGCCAGACUCUGAGGAAGAAUCGCGCAUCCCAAUCGAGCGGCAGGCGACUAAACCCUGUGGGCAGAAAGGAAACUGAGGGGGCUCGGGGUGGGGGGGGGCGUUGGGCGUGGUAGGUCACCUUGGGCAGGGCGAUCUGGGAGGCUCCCCACUCCUCAGCCUCACCUGUGGAAGGAUGGGUGUGUGCACAGGAUGCCUCAGGGUACCAGGAUGCGGAGGGAUCCCGGGGGGGGGGACCCAAAAUCUGGAAUGAACAGUGAGCUGCCCCCCUUCCCACUUGGUCUUCUGUGCCCCAGCCGAGGAGUUUUCGUUUAUGACUGAGAUACGUACUUUUUCUAGAAAAGGAGGUGAUUCCCAGAAGUAGAAAGAAUGGGAGGCCCCCCGCACCCUGGUCCCCCUUUCUGGCCAAUUCUGAAGGGCCCAGACUGAGACCUGUAGCACUCCAGGAUCUGGGGGUCUUGAGUCUCUCUGAGAAGAGCUGGACUCCUGAGAGGAGCAGUGCGCCCCCGCUCCAGGAUGGGGGUGGGGUGUUAGGGGAUGGGGGGGAUCCUGAGAGGGGGCAGAAGAGUUGGAGAAGCAGGGAACAGCAACCCAGGUAGGAGAAUGCGCACAGGGCCCCCAGGCAGGACUGGUGCACACACGGGACCUGCGGAGGGUCUAGUGGAGAGUAGGGGGCGGAAGAUGGGGAGAGGAAGAGGGAGGGGAGCAGGCCAGGGGGGCAGCGGAGGGUCCCUGCAGUAAGUGGGGCGUGGUGACAGUCAGGCGGGGCUCCCAGAGUCUCAGGAGCAGGUAGACACCAACUGCCAGUGGGUUUGGGCAGGAAGCCAGGAGAUGGAGCUGGUGGGCGGGGCUGGCAGUGUCAUGCCCUCAUUGCCCCGUGUUGCU
Molecule: messenger RNA, 2628 nt
Organism: Hipposideros armiger (great roundleaf bat)
Lineage: Eukaryota; Metazoa; Chordata; Mammalia; Chiroptera; Hipposideridae
Gene: NICOL1
Product: NELL2 interacting cell ontogeny regulator 1
Exons: 3
Coding region: 1170-1622 (150 amino acids)
Source: RefSeq, a predicted model, not a curated record